AUGCUCGUGAAGCAGAAGUCCCCCUACGGCAAAUCUUCCAGGCUUCGAGAUAUUGAGAAGUGUCUCCAACUUUCUGGGAGUAGCAUCAGGGAGCUUGACAACGUGCUUUAUUUGUUGCCAAAUGCCCUUGCCGCCACUCAACCGCUCAAGGUAGCAAGCAAAGGAUCAAACAAUGCCGUCAGCAAAGGUGGCAUCAACAUUACUGCUGUUGAAAUGUUCAAGUCUGCGGAUAUGUACAAUUUGUUUCUCUUCUCUAUCGCAUUGAAAAUUGGAUUAAACAUGGCCGGGGCCUAUGGCAAGAAAUCGGCUGAGCGGUUGGCGUAUGAAGCUCGAUCGGAGGUGUAG
Colletotrichum graminicola M1.001 is the source of this 345-nucleotide messenger RNA. RefSeq lists its product as uncharacterized. The coding region runs from base 1 to 345 and encodes 114 amino acids. The record is from RefSeq and is a predicted model, not a curated record. The transcript has a single exon. Lineage: Eukaryota; Fungi; Ascomycota; Sordariomycetes; Glomerellales; Glomerellaceae.